UCGGUGAAGAUGUUUUCCUCUCUUAACUAGAAGCCUUCAGGUAAAAAUAAAGCCACAGCAGCAACAGAGGGGGGAAAAAAAUGAGUCUUUUUUAGGGUUAAACAUCAGAAGACAAGCUUGUGCGGCUUCGGCCAAUCAGAUCCGCCCUGCCAGCUAUAAUAUAGUACUGAAGACAGCCUCUCGCACAAGCUCUCAGGCUUGCUACCAUUUAAAAUCAGACUCUUUUUGUCUUCUGCCGGCUGUCUUGAGCCCCAACUCCGAUGCGUUCCGUUAUCAGCGGCCAGCAGCCUGCCGUCCCAGCCCCCGUCUGGGUGCGGAUCGGUGGCGAGUCCCCCGCAGCGGCGGCGGCGGGCAAGGUUAUAUAGGAAAAGAAAGAGCGAGGCAGGGCGCGCGGGCGCCAGCAGCCAGCCGGAGCGAGGGAGGCAGAGCGCGCACACUCGCACACCCGCACCCUCGCGCACUCGGACCUGCGCCGGCCGGCCGCCAGGUCCCCGGGCUCCAUGGACGAGAUGCUGCUGCUGGCGAGAUGUCUGCUGGUGCUGCUGGUCUCCUCGCUGUUGAUGUGCUCGGGGCUGGCGUGCGGACCCGGCAGGGGAUUUGGCAAGAGGCGGAACCCCAAAAAGCUGACCCCUUUAGCCUACAAGCAGUUUAUCCCCAACGUGGCGGAGAAGACCCUAGGGGCCAGUGGAAGAUAUGAGGGGAAGAUCACCAGAAACUCAGAACGAUUUAAGGAACUCACCCCCAAUUACAACCCCGACAUCAUAUUUAAGGAUGAAGAAAACACUGGAGCGGACCGGCUGAUGACUCAGAGAUGCAAGGACAAACUGAACGCCUUAGCCAUCUCCGUGAUGAACCAGUGGCCGGGCGUGAAGCUGCGGGUGACCGAAGGCUGGGACGAGGACGGCCACCACUCGGAAGAGUCGCUGCACUACGAGGGCCGCGCGGUGGACAUCACCACCUCUGACCGCGACCGCAGCAAGUACGGCAUGCUGGCGCGCCUGGCCGUAGAGGCCGGCUUCGACUGGGUCUACUACGAGUCCAAGGCGCACAUCCACUGCUCCGUGAAAGCAGAGAACUCGGUGGCGGCCAAGUCGGGCGGCUGCUUCCCGGGCUCGGCCACGGUGCACUUGGAGCAGGGCGGAACCAAGCUGGUGAAGGACCUGCGGCCCGGGGACCGCGUGCUGGCGGCCGACGACGAGGGCCGGCUGCUCUACAGCGACUUCCUCACCUUCCUGGACCGCGACCGCGGCGCCAAGAAGGUCUUCUACGCCAUUGAGACGCGGGAGCCUCGCGAGCGCCUGCUGCUCACCGCCGCGCACCUGCUCUUCGUGGCGCCGCACAACGGCUCAGCCGCGGGGGCGCCCGAGGGGGCGGCGGCGGCGGCCGCGGCGGCGGCGGCGGGCGGGGGCGCGCCGGGGCGCCGGGCGCUCUUCGCCAGCCGCGUGCGGCCGGGCCAGCACGUGUACGUGGUGGCCGAGCGCGGCGGGGCCCGGCGGCUGCUGCCCGCCGCGGUGCACAGCGUGACGCUGCGCGAGGAGACGGCGGGCGCCUACGCGCCGCUGACGGCGCACGGGACCAUCCUCAUCAACCGGGUGCUGGCCUCGUGCUACGCGGUCAUCGAGGAGCACAGCUGGGCGCACGGGGCCUUCGCGCCCUACCGUCUGGCGCACGCGCUCCUGGCCGCGCUGGCGCCCGGGCGCACGGACCGCGGCGGAGCCGGCGACGGCGGGGGCGGCGGCCGCGUCCCCCCGCCCACGCCUGGGGCGCCGGGGGCGGCCGACGUGCCGGGCGCCGCGGGCAUCCAUUGGUAUUCGGAGCUGCUCUACCAAAUAGGCACCUGGCUGUUGGACAGCGAGGCUUUGCAUCCGCUGGGCAUGGCGGUCAAGUCCAGUUGAAGGCCACGGGGGCCGGGGAGGGCACCGGAGGGGGGCGGGGCGGGCGGGGUGGGGGGGCCGGACGCCGCAAAGGACACACGGCAACAGCGCACGCAAUGAGACUUUAAUUAUAAAUAAGAGUAAGAAUAAGAAUAAAGUAGGACAGUCCAAAGUAGACUAUAAGGAAUCAAAGACCCCGAGAAAUUCUGUCGUCGUCUUUAGUUUAUAUAUAUAUAUUUUUUGAAUUUUUUGAUUCUUGUUUUAAUUUUGGUUAUUUUUUUUU
Messenger RNA from Bubalus bubalis (water buffalo), 2157 nucleotides. RefSeq names its product sonic hedgehog signaling molecule (gene SHH). Gene Ontology annotation, molecular function: calcium ion binding; patched binding. The transcript is spliced from 3 exons. Lineage: Eukaryota; Metazoa; Chordata; Mammalia; Artiodactyla; Bovidae. Gene Ontology annotation, biological process: intein-mediated protein splicing; protein autoprocessing; cell fate specification. The coding region runs from base 501 to 1895 and encodes 464 amino acids. The record is from RefSeq and is a predicted model, not a curated record.